Molecule: messenger RNA, 1119 nt
Organism: Lagenorhynchus albirostris (white-beaked dolphin)
Lineage: Eukaryota; Metazoa; Chordata; Mammalia; Artiodactyla; Delphinidae
Gene: CNPY3
Product: canopy FGF signaling regulator 3
Exons: 6
Coding region: 111-971 (286 amino acids)
Cellular component (GO): endomembrane system
Molecular function (GO): signaling receptor binding
Source: RefSeq, a predicted model, not a curated record
GGUUACGCUGAGGCACGUGCGCAGUCCCGGAAGUGGCUCCGGGAAGCUGCCUAGCUCGCGCAGCCGGAGGAAGCGCAGCCGGGUCCGCUCGGGUCGGGUCCGGCUGGGCCAUGGAGCCGUUACCUGAGCCUGCGUCCCGGCCCCGGCCCGGGCCCAGGCCCCGCUGUCUUCUGCUUCUCCCCUUGCUAUUGCUGCUGCUGCUACUUCUGGCGGCCCCGGAACUGGGCCCGAGGCAGGCCCGAGCAGAGGAGACCGACUGGGUUCGACUGCCCAGCAAAUGCGAAGUGUGUAAGUACGUCGCAGUGGAGCUGAAGUCAGCCUUUGAGGAAACUGGCAAGACCAAGGAAGUGAUUGACAUGGGCUAUGGCAUCCUGGACCGGAAGACCUCAGGAGUCAAAUACACCAAGUCGGACUUACGGUUAAUCGAAGUCACUGAGACCAUUUGCAAGCGGCUCCUGGACUACAGCCUACACAAGGAGAGGACCGGCAGCAACCGAUUUGCCAAGGGCAUGUCGGAGACCUUUGAGACGCUACACAACCUGGUGCACAAAGGGGUCAAGGUAGUGAUGGACAUCCCCUACGAGCUGUGGAACGAGACCUCUGCAGAGGUGGCUGACCUCAAGAAGCAGUGCGACGUGCUGGUGGAGGAGUUUGAGGAGGUGAUCGAGGACUGGUACAGGAACCACCAGGAAGAGGACCUGACUCAGUUCCUCUGUGCCAAUCACGUGCUGAAGGGCAAGGAUACCAGCUGCCUGGCAGAGCGGUGGUCUGGCAAGAAGGGGGACACAGCCGCCCUGGGGGGGAAGAAAUCCAAGAAGAAGAGUGGCAGGACCAAGGCCUCGGGUGGCAGCAGCGGUGGCAGCAAACAGAGGAAGGAGCUGGGUGGCCUCGAGGGAGACCCCAGCCCCGAGGAGGACGAGGGCAUCCAGAAGGCUUCCCCCCUCACCCGCGGCGCCCCCGAGGAGCUCUGAGCCUAACUCCGCUCUCCUGCUGACCCAGAGCCCUGACCUGGGAGCUGGAGGAUCUGGGCCCCGGCUCUGGCAGACAGCGGCACCGGGCUUCAGCUGUGCCUGCCUGGGCUGCGCCUCUUCUGCCGCAGACAGACUCCAGCCCUGGAAG